UGGAGCGCCCACCGCCGUCAGCCCUGUCUCUACGAGUCGGCCGGGCAAGAUUGAGAGACCCGGCGCGCCGCUGCCCUCCCCGCCGCGCCCGUUCCGGCCCUCGGCGAUGUGAGCUCGAGGAGGCUGCGGUGCCCCCCCGGCCUGGGGUUGAGACGGGCGGCAGGUGCCUGUGAGGCGGGCGGGUGCUGGGGGCCUGCAGGAUGGAGGAAAGCAUGGAAGAGGAGGAGGGGGGCAGCUACGAGGCGAUGAUGGAUGAUCAGAACCACAACAACUGGGAGGCCGCCGUGGACGGCUUCCGGCAGCCCCCCCCACCCCCUCCGCCCCCCUCUUCGAUCCCAGCCCCUGCCCGAGAGCCUCCGGGGGGUCAGCUGCUGGCGAUGCCUGCGGUCUCCGUGGACAGGAAAGGCCCCAAGGAGGGGCUCCCGAUGGGACCACCGCCGGAGCCGAAUGGGGUGAUCAUGAUGUUGAAGAGCUGCGACGCGGCUGCCGCCGUGGCCAAGGCGGCCCCCGCCGCCACCCCCACCUCCAGCAUCAACAUCAACACGUCCACCUCCAAGUUCUUAAUGAAUGUUAUAACUGUUGAAGAUUAUAAGAGCACAUACUGGCCAAAAUUGGAUGGUGCCAUAGAUCAGCUUUUAACUCAGAGUCCUGGUGACUAUAUCCCCAUAUCCUAUGAACAGAUAUACAGUUGUGUGUAUAAAUGUGUAUGCCAGCAGCACUCGGAACAGAUGUAUAGUGAUCUGAUUAAAAAGAUAACUAAUCACUUAGAAAGAGUCUCAAAGGAGCUGCAGGCCAGCCCUCCAGAUCUCUAUAUUGAAAGAUUUAAUAUAGCUCUUGGACAGUAUAUGGGAGCAUUGCAGAGCAUUGUGCCUCUUUUCAUAUAUAUGAAUAAGUUUUACAUCGAAACCAAGCUUAACAGAGACUUAAAAGAUGACCUUAUAAAGCUGUUUACGGAACAUGUUGCAGAAAAGCACAUUUACAGCCUAAUGCCUUUACUUUUAGAAGCCCAGUCAACACCAUUUCAGGUCACACCUUCAACUAUGGCAAAUAUUGUGAAAGGCCUGUACACUCUCAGACCAGAGUGGGUUCAGAUGGCUCCGACUCUAUUUUCUAAAUUUAUUCCAAACAUUCUCCCUCGUGCAGUGGAGUCUGAACUUUCUGAAUAUGCUGCUCAAGAUCAGAAACUUCAAAGAGAACUUAUACAGAAUGGUUUUACAAGAGGUGACCAGUCCCGGAAGAGAGCUGGGGAUGAGUUGGCUUAUAACAGCUCAUCAGCAUGUGCAAGUUCCAGAGGGUACAGAUAGUGAAUGUAUUGAAUGUACUUUCCUUCCUGAAAAGAGGACACACUGGAGCUGCAGAGACUGUAUUCAGAGCGCAGCGGGGUCCUGCAGACACUCAGGAGCUCUGUCACCAAGCUGUUCUUGGAAAAGGAUGUUGGAGUUCUUACUUUGAUUCCGUGAGGAACAAGCGUCAUGAAGAGUGACCAUUGCUAAGUGAGAUCCAGCAGCCAAAGUCAGCAGCUUCCUCCAAAAAUAUAAGAGCAGAAGAAUCUUUUUUAUUUUUUUUUUUAAAGCACUUGUUUUGUUCAUUUGCGGACUUGGCACUUUGGCAUAUUGGUUUCAUACAGAAAGAUAUCUUUUGCUUUAAAAUCAAGCAGAUCAUUACAAUACAGUAUUUUUCACCCCUAACCAAAACAAACCCCUUUAAAAGAGUUGGUCUUUGUUUAGCAUUAGAAAGUCUUCUUACAGGAAGAUGCUAACUCUGCUUCCAAUAUAACUUCUCCCCCCCACCCCCGCCCGCACCAUCAGUUCACAACUUUUCUACUCUGUGCCUUCAGCUUUGUGCACUUUGCAGCUCUGUGACCAUGUUGUCAAACUCACAAAUGCUUCCUGAAAAAGUUGAUGGUAUCACAGACUAACUUGCCAAGAUGUCAGGUGUGACUUCAUAGCAGGAUGCUAAAUAAGUGGGAAAAUAGAAACAUGUUGCACGUUGGUCAGAUUUCCUCCUGCCUCACCGUGGCUUGUUCAUGUUAAUGUUGGGGACCAACUCUCGUAGACCAUUUCCAUUCCCUCCGUCACUUAACAUGCUCUCACCGACUGCUGGAGUGUUGGCAUUACGCUAGUUUAGGGCUGGCCGGUACUUUAGCACUAAAGCUCCCUUUUUAAUAUUGUUGAGAAUUACCCAGUGGUAAAAGCUGAUUCCUGUGAUGCUCUACGAAGCAGAUACGGUAAUUAAAUUCACACAGUCAGUGGUGUGGGAUUCCUGAUCGAUUUCAUUUUUAUGGGUGAGAUAAGUACUUAAAAAAAGUUUGCAGGGGCUUCCCUGGUGGCACAGUGGUUGAGAGUCCGCCUGCCGAUGCAGGGGACACGGGUUCAGGCCCCGGUCUGGGAGGAUCCCACAUGCUGCAGAGCGGCUGGGCCCGUGAGCCAUGGCCGCUGAGCCUGCGCGUCCAGAGCGUGUGCUCCGCAACGGGAGAGGCCACAACAGUGAGAGGCCCGCGUACCGCAAAAAAAAAAAAAAAAAAAAAAAAAGCAUUAAAAAGUUUGCAGUCUGCAUCUUUUAAAACAUCAUAUUCGAGUAUAAUAGAGAAAAAGUAGCACUGCUGUUUCAAGGCCCCCAUCCGGCUGUGGCCAAGCUAUAUUUUCUGUUUCCAUACACCCACAGUGCUACUUAGUUCCUUGUAAAAGACUCUGAAGCUUAUUCCAAGUUGUUUUUGAAAGGCAAAGUAAAAUAGAAAGAUGCGGCAAGGGAAAAACAGUUUUGCUUAAAUCUAAAUUGAACAUGUGCUUGACUCUCUUUGGCUGUGUCAGCUAUGUUAGACUAAUAUUUACGUCUUCAGAGGACUAGGGGCAAAAAAAGGCACAUCAGGGGUACCGACCAUCACGCUUCUGAUUUUCGGGUUGUUCAUAGAGUUGUCUCUGCCAAUUCACUUGGUCCUUUUUUGGGGGAGCAGGCUGGGGGGCGAGUUUGAAGUGUUAGGAGCAAUUCAGUCAUCUAAUAGAAGAAGUCCUCUGUUUGUAACAUGAGUAUUCAGAGAAGUAAAAGUAAGGUCAUCAGAUUUAUUUUUUUAAGUACUUAUCAACCAGGGUUGGUGGAUUUUGAGGAGGGCUUUGAAUUGGGCUCAUUUCACUCUGUGAGCAUCUUGGGUUAUAUUGAGAAACACUGAAUUACUGUAAGAAUAUAUACAGGCUCUCACUGUGCCCUGUACAGUUUGACUUGCUACACCAGUAACAUUCUGAUAUCAAGGAAGAAUUCAGUUUUAUCAAGAAGUUCAAAUUUUACUUUACUCAAUGGAAUGCUUGCUGCAGGCUUAUAAAUAACACCUGCAACUGAACUCUUGAGCAGUUUUAAUAAUAUUUUUGAAAGGAGUGAAAUUGGAAUGUUUCUUUAAAUGUGGAUGAAUUUUUCAGUAUCCUAGUAAUAUACCCAAAUGCUUUUUCCGGGAAGGGAGUAUUCUUUGGCCAACAACGGAACUUUCCCUCUAAAAGCAUUGUAUUAGGAUGUGGAUAGGCAUUAAAAUCUUUGGAUGCUUUUUGCAUUAUUAAGUUAAUGGAGAAAUAUUUUAUAUUGUCUUUUUAUUAUUACGUAUGUGUUAACAAAGUGGGCAGAGUAAAGUUUGCAGAAGUUAGUUUCUCUGUACAUUUUUGCACAGUGGCUGCAGCUUGCUGUGGGUGAGGGCUUAGUGGCACAAAGCUGUGAUUGGAAGGCACUGUAGAAAGAAUAUACACAUUCUCCCAGUGCAUUCGACCUGCUUCUUACUCAUUUUGGCCCCUUGAGGUACAUUGCAGUAUGAAGAAACUAUUCCUUUAAGUCAUUGUUGACCUUGCUUAUGUAAUUGGGAUUCUUAACAAAAGUCUUAGUUUGCAACAUGAGGGGAAUGAGAUUUGCCUCCAUUUUGUAUUGACUAAGCACUGUUUGCCUAAAAGUAUUUUCUUCUUGUGUUUACUUGUAUUCUUCUUGCCAGUACAGUAUAUAGUUUCUGCACUCCAGUUAAACACUGGCUUUUUGUGGGGUCCAAAUCAUCGAAGGCAGAAAAUUGUAAAGCAGGUUGAUUGUCUCAUGAGUCAACACAUGCAGUUGGUUUGGCCAUACUGACUAGUGUGUGUGUGUGCAGCCUGAAACCAGACGCUCCAAAGAAAGCCAAUUCACUCACCUUGGAAUGAUGACACGUAACAUCAGUACGUGAUCAUCGUUUUGAGAGACGGUGCUUAUUUUAAAGGUUGGCGUUAAGCUUCAGUAACAGUGUCAUCUCAUAUCCUCUGUUGUCACAGCUGCACCCUAACCCAACUGCUUUGUUUUCUGUGGGGCAGAGAGUGAAACCUGGUGUUGUGAUUCUUAAUCUACUAGUUCUUAGGUAGAGUUAGUGAGAAGAAACAAAAACCUGGGUGCAUGAGUUGUGCAUUAUUAAAUUUUGUGGAAAAGUUACUUUUUUUUCCUGUCCCUUUUGCAAGUUUGAGGAGGUUCCCCUCCCUUUCUUUGGGGCAUGGGAUGAAAGCCAAUUUGUGAGUAAGUGAGAUUGCGGAAGACUGGAUGCCCCGUGGUGGUUAACACCGCACGUGCAUCUCCAGCACUACAGCCCCAUAAAGCUGUCACUCCCCGUGCUACAUGCCAUGCUUUCUGUCAGGCUGCAAAUUUGCACACAUAAAGAAUUCCUCAGGAAGAGUUUGCACAUGCAUCACCUCACAAUAUUCUGUACUGACCGAACAAGGGAUUUGAAAGUUUUUCAGCACAAAAGGAGAACUUCAGAGUGGUGGUCUGUGCACAUGUAACUAGCAAAGGUAAUGGUGAUCUGACAAACACGAUUGGUUUCUGGAGUGAACCAGAAGGUUGAACCAGAUUGGUUAGAAAGUGAACAGGAGCGCUUGUAUCAUAGUAUUUAAAUAAGCCUGUUUAAUCUCCCAGGGUAGCCCUUCCAGAUUUUGUCAUCUUCUCAUUGAGACUAGCUCUGUUUUCUUUUAUGUUUCUUCUGUUUUAUUGCAGUUUAUUAUUUCCAUGAUUAUUAUGCAAGAGGCAUUGCCCUUGAGCGAAAAUUCAAUUGUCUAAAUAAAGCAGCUAUUAUUAGAUAACAUUGUUUUAUGAAUAUACACUAAUCUGAGAUAUUAAAAAAAACUUUACAAUUAAAAAGCAAAACAGAACCUCUACAUGAGCUAUCCAGUCAUUGUUUCGAUGUUUUGGGUUUCUUUCUUUCUUUUUUUUUUUUUUUUUAAUGGUGUCUCUUUGAGCUUCAGAGUAUUAUGUUUACUUUAACCCAGGUUUAGGCCUCUUAAGGAGACUUGAAAAUUUAAGAUCGGAGUAUGAAUCCCUUGACUGACACCUAGAAGAGGUUUAUAAGGACCUUUUUGGUUGUGAUUGCUGUUUUCAAUAAGAUUGCAUAAGUUGAAGUUCAUGUUUAUCAGAAGUUAAAAUAGAGGUCAUAGGAGUUUGUGGAGAAAUGGCUUUCCUGUUAUUUUCAUUACCUUGUUGAAAUUUGCCCGUUUCUGGCCACCAGGAUAUAUGAAAGGACCCUUGUUCUUUCCAAAGGAAAGGAUUGCUCUUCUGUCCCCACUGUUUAUUAACCAAGUCAUUGACACUUUGCCACCUCCACUGGCCAAGACCCUAUUUUGAACCUCUUUCCAGAGCUAAGUGGCACAAGUACAUAUACUGUUUCUACUUAUGUUGGUGGAGUGGCUGUGGGAGAAUUAAAGAAAAUGCUAGUCAGAGGUACAUUCUUCUAGGACCCUAGUAUAUAUUGUACCCCUGCUGAUUGGAAAUUAUCUUCAUUUCUGGUUGGAUUGAAUUGUUUAGAAAUGCAAUGUUAAUGGCUUACAAUUCUGGAAAAUUUAUGGUGUGGCUCUGGGGUGAAUUCUGUGGUUUGAAAAAAAUAUAUAUUUUGUAUUGAUUCUCACAUGUCAUUUCAAUGUUAUGACCAUGUACUAAAUGCAGUAAGACUGGAUAUUUUCUUAGAAGCGUAUGUUUUGUUAAACAGAUGGCAAUUGAAUUGCUCUCAUUAGUCCUGUUUGUCAAUAUUACAGCUGUGCAAUUCAGACGUGAUGUGGGGAGCUGUGGCUGGAGACAGGAAUGCUUAAGAAUAAACGGGAGGCCAAAUGCAGACAAGAGGCUUUUGCCACCCACCAGCAUAGCCAGGGCAAGGAUGAAGCAAUGAAGUCUAGUCUCUGGUGGUCCUUGUUUGUCGGAAAGCAUAGUGGAGCUUAGAACAGGGUGUUCUGAACGUCAACUCUAUUAUUAAUCCAAGAAAAACAAAGUGGUGGAUGAAACUCCUACUGACCGGGGAUUCAAAGCCACUGACUUUGGCUCUGACCUUUAACUCUUGAUGGAUUUUGGAUCACUCCUUCUGUAUUAGGGUGCAUACCAUCACUCUAAAACAUUGUGGUUAAUGAAAUAAAUCUUGUACAGAUGUCCUUGGCCUUGUUAUGUUGCUACCUGGUUUAUUAGAACUUUGUUUUAAUAUAGAAUAUAUGGUUUUGCUUACAGUACAUUCAUGAUGCCUCAUAAACGAUAAUGACACUCAGUAUUCUACCACGGUCAAUUAGCCCUCAGGAUGAGUGUCCAUCUUCACCUCUGUACCAGUGAUAAAAAAAAACUGUGUGUGUGUGUGUGUGUGUGUGUGUGUGUGUGAUGAUGAUAAUCAAUGAUGACCAAAUUGGAUUUAUCUCAGGAAUGCAGAUUUGUUAAUGUUAGGAAAUCAAUUAAUAUGACUCAUCUAUUAACAGAUUAAUGUUGUAUGAUCAGAUUAUCUAUGAAAAUCCAAAAUAUCUACAAGGCAAAUUAGAAGACUUAUGAGUUUAUCAAGGUUGCUGGAACAAAAUCAAUAUCCAAAUGUUAAUUACAUUUUCAUGUAGCAGCCACAAGUAGUAAUGGCUUUACAUAUUUUAAAUGUUAUUAAAUAGAAUUUACAGUAGGAACGAAAAAGUCAUAAAGUACCUAAAAAUCUUAAUAAAAUGUAUAUAAGCCUUUUAAUGAGAAAAUGAUAAUUUUUAAAAAGCACCUUUGUUGACCUAAAUAAAUGGGGAGACUGUGAUGGGUAAGAAGAUCAUCUAGGUCUCAACUCUUUCUGCAAAUUUUUUAAUAGAUUAAAGUAAUUCCAGCAAAAAGUCCCAAUGGUACUUGACAAACUGAUCCUAACAUAUAAAUGGAAGAGUAAAGGACCAAGGAUAUCCAAGAUAUUCCUAAAAAAGGUGAAGUGUGAGGGGAGCUAGCACUACCAGAGUAUAAAACUUACUGUAAAAUACUGUGAGUGAUUAAAACACUGUGGAGUUGGCACAGAGGUUAUAAGUAGAUGAAUGGACAGGAAUAAAGAGCUCGGGAACUGACCCACUCACGUGCAAGAACCUAAUUUUUUUAAAGGUAGUCAUUGCAGAGCAGUGGGGAGGAGGAUGGAUUAUUUAAUAAAUGGGGCUUCAGUAAUUCUUCACAAAGGAAAAAAAUGAAUUGGACUUCAGCCUUGCACCAGGCACAAAAGUCAGUCCCCAAGUGGAUUAAAGAUUUACUGGAUUAAAGUUAAAACUAUAAAACUUAGAAGAUGAUACAGAAGAAUAUUUUUAUGACUUUGGGGAAGGGAGGAUAGAAAGUGCAAACCAUGAGUUAAAAGAUAAAUAAUUUAGCUGCAUUGAUAGUAAGUACUUUUGUUUACCAAACAUGCCACAUAGUGAAAAAAUAAGCCCAAACUGGAAUAAGAUACAGAUAAUCACGAUGUACACAUAACUAUUAAAAAGCACCAGCGUGCAAAUCAGUAACAGAGCAAGAACUCAGGAGAGAAACAGGCAGAAAAAACACAAGUAGGCACAUCACAGAAGAAGAAACAGAAAUGGCCCAUAAACAUGAAAAGAUGUCCAACCUUAUUAGUAAACAGGAAACGCACAUUGAAACCAUAAAUAUAAUACCAUUUCCUAGUCACCAAAUUGGCAACAGUUAAGUCAGAAAAGUGGGGAGGGAUAAACUAGGAGUUUGGGAUUAGCAGAUACAAACUACUAUAUAUAAAAUAGAUAAACAACAAGGUCCUACUGUGUGGCACAGGGAACUAUAUUCAUUAUCCUAUAAUAAACCAUAAUGGAAAAGAACAUGAACAAGUAUAUACAUAUAUAUAUAUAUAUAUCUGAAUCACUUUGCUGUACAUCAGAAGUAAUGCAACACUGAGAAUCAAGUACAAUAAAAAAAUAAACGGGGGGAAAAUCAGAAAAUACCAAAAAAUGGAGAGAUUAUGACAAUAGGAACUUUCAUCUGCUACUCUUGGUGUAAGUCAGUACUACCACUUUGGAAAACAGCAUUAGCUAGUGAAGUUGAACAGGUGUAUCUUAUAGCUCAGGAUUUCUGCUCUUAGAGAAACUCAUGUCAGGUGUAUAUACCCAGGAAACAUGCCCAGGAAUGGUCACAACAGCAUUAUUUGCAAUAACCAAAAAGGAGGGAAAGAGCCAGCUGUCCCUCUACCGUGAAAUGAAUAGAUGAAGCAUAUGUGUGCAGUGGGAUUCUGUGGAACCCUAAGUGCAGCGCAGAGCUUUGUGCAUCAACAGUGGGUGAGUCUCAGAAAUCAUGUUGAGUUAAAAAGAAGCAAGUCGGAAGAGUCCAGUCAGCCUGUAUUGUUUAAGGAUUCGUAAGUAGUAAAACUGUAGAGAAAAGAAAGAAUUAUUAACAUUCAAGAUCAUGGUUUCCUUGGGGGUGGGGUAGAGGGGAGUGAGAAUGGAGAGGAACAUGGGCUUAUAAGCAUUUGAGAAUAGGGACAUUUUGACCAUUGUAAACAUGUCAGUUUUUGAGUUAAUAUCUAAAUUCAGCACAAAGCCAAUCCAAAUGCCAAAAGUAUUUUAAAUAUAAAUUAAAAAUUCAUUUGGAAGUAUAUAAGCUGAUGAGAAAAUAAAGUCUUCAUUGAAAGGGGGGGAAAGAAGAGGAACUUGCUGUACCAAGAAAACAUUUUUUAAAUUACAAUUUUUACACUGGUAUAAAAAUAGACAAAUUAAUAGAAGAUGGUUUAAAAUAGAAAGACUCAGAUGCUUUUAAGAAUUUUUAGUACGUUAACGGUGGCUUUUUGAAAUGAUUCUGAUCAUGAUGGAUUAUUCCGUAAAAGGUGCUGAUAUAACUGGAGAAAAUUCACACCAUUUGCCAAAAAGAAAUUCCAGGUGGACUAAAAAUGGAAAAAUAAGUUAUAAAAACUAGACGAUGAUGCAGUUUAUAUUUUCUUGAGGUGGGAGAAGUUUGUUCUAAGAAUGUAAGCAAUGGUCUGAAAACAGAACCCUGUGUAGACCACUCACCUGACUGUACUCUGUAGAGCACCACCCCCGUAUUUGUAUAUACAUAUAUAUUUUUAAAUUAAUGUCUGUGCACUAUACUAAUACAUGUAAGACAAAAAAUAGAAAAGAAAAAAGAUGAGGUGAAAAUGUUUUAAAAUAUUUUUUUGUGUGUAUUGUGGUAAUAAAAAACAACCUUUUACUUUUUCUGAAAAGUUUAGUGAGAGCCGUAUGAUUAAAAAUGCUUCAUUAUUUUUGAAACUCCUAGUUUUAACCCUUAAUGAUAAAAACCACUUAAUGUCUGAUUCUAAGGUAAGUUUAUUUUAAUGCUAGUUUUUAAUGGCUAUUGUAGCUGAAAAAGCCACCUCAUUGAGAUCUGUGGGUCCAGAUGCCUCUGCUUUCUGAAAAGCAGUACUCCGUUUUCAGUUCCAUCUACUAGUCUUAAAAAAAGUGUUUGUUGAAAUCUUUAUAAUAAAUUUCCAUCUUUCUCACUGUCA
This is a messenger RNA of Lagenorhynchus albirostris (white-beaked dolphin), 9712 nucleotides long. It is a transcript of the gene CACUL1, whose product is annotated as CDK2 associated cullin domain 1. Gene Ontology annotation, molecular function: ubiquitin protein ligase binding. Gene Ontology annotation, biological process: ubiquitin-dependent protein catabolic process. Bases 201 to 1304 code for a protein of 367 amino acids. The record is from RefSeq and is a predicted model, not a curated record. The transcript is spliced from 10 exons. Lineage: Eukaryota; Metazoa; Chordata; Mammalia; Artiodactyla; Delphinidae.